GAAGACGAGGGCGAAAGCGACGAAGGCGGCGGCGAAGACGAAAGCGAAGACGACGACGAAGGACGGGACGAUCGACGCGCGAAGAGCGGUAAGAAAUCGAGCGGAAGUGAUCGCACCGCGCAGAUCUUUCAAAAGCCUGGAAUGUUUAGUUUGGACGAGAUGGAGAGCUUCAUGGAUCAAGGAGACGUCGAGGAGGAGAAGCGCCGUCGCGCGAACGAAGAAGUAGACGGCGGCUCGGCGGACGAAGAGGGCGAGUCAGACGACGAUAUGCUCGACAUAUACGGAGACAUGAGCGACAGCGACGAAGAUGGGGACGAAAACGAGAACUCUGACGAGGAGGAUGACCUUGAUGACGCGUUGGCGUACACGGCGAAACUCGCCGGCGUGAGCGCGAGCGCGCGCAAGAAAAAAUCGACGAGGAAAGCCACCAAGGGCAAGAAGGCGCAAGAUUUAAUGUUUGAAGACUUUUUCGGCAAGCGCCAGGGGCAGCCUCUCGGUGGGCGCAAGGGUGGCAAGCUCGGCGCUUCGACAGACGCUGAACUGAACGAGUUGAGCGACGAGGAGGAGGACAUGUUCAACGAACUUGAGGACGGCGAAGACGACGACGAAGAGGAUGACGAUUUGGAUGGGGAGUUGGAGACCGGUAUCGCCGGUAGUCGUGGAAUCGAAAACCAUGACGAUGACGCGGACGAGUACGACGACGAGGAAGAAGAGGACGAAGAAGACGAACUCGUCGCUGGCGACGAAGAAGAGCUCGAUGAGUUGGAUAGAAAGCUGGACGCGGAUUUGGACGCCGAGCUUGCUCGUGCGGAGGCGGAGGGCGAAGACGGCGAUAGCGACGCCAUCGACGACGACGAGAAGGAAGUGCCGCGGUCGGGUCCGAAGUCGGCGUUCCAGCGCCAACAAGAAGCGCUCGGGCGCCAAAUCGAAAAGCUCGAAGCCGCGGCCAUCGGCGAAAAGUCUUGGCUUCUCAAGGGUGAAGCCGCAGCAAAAGAGCGGCCGAUGAAUAGCGCGUUGGAAACUGAUCUCGAGUUCGAGCACGUCAUGGCACCUGCGCCGGUGAUCAGCGCAGAGAUAACCCAGAAGCUCGAGGAAAUCAUCAAGCAGCGAAUCAUCGAAGGCCGAUUCGACGACGUCGAGCGUGUCGAACCCGUGGAGGAGCGCGAACGCAAGGAGCUCCCACAACUCGACGACACCAAGUCUACCAAGGGUUUAGGUGAUAUUUACGCCGAUGAGUACAUGCGUCAAAAGGCUGGCGUCGCGCUCGGCGAGAAGGAAGACCCCAUGGUUGCCGAGGUGAAGAAGCUCUGGGCCACGCUUUCGUAUCGCUUGGACGUGCUCUUGCAAACGGGCGAGGUGGAGGAUCCGAAGGAUCUCGAAAAGAAGAUCGAUCGGGAACUCGCCGCGCGUGCGAAGGGGAAUAUUGUGCCGUUGACGUUCGACGAGUCCAAACGUCUGGCGCCCGAGGAAGUCUUCGCGGGAGGCGAAGGCAAGGGCGGACAGCGCGGCUCCGCCGCUGGCGCCGUCAAGGCGGACGACGAACUCACCAAGGAGGAACGCAAGGCUGGUCGUGCCAAGCGAAAACGGAAGUCCAAAGCCGCGCAAGAAGAGAAAGAUCGCGUCAAGGCCAAACGAGACCGCGCACGCGAGGCCCAGCACAAGGCAGAAGAAGAUGCUGGUUUCACGCGCAAGGCGCCGAAAGUUGCGAUGCUCGCCGUCGGUUCGGCGGCUGGGAAAUCCAAAUCCGAUUUCUCCAAAUCGAGCAAGGUUUUCGGCAUGCUCCAAGAUGCCAAAGACGCAGACGCCGCGCGCGGCGGUGUGGCGAAGAAGAGCAAGUCAGACUCCGCGAAGAACAAGCCAUCUCUCAAACUUUGAGUAUAGUAUUGUAU
Ostreococcus lucimarinus CCE9901 is the source of this 1889-nucleotide messenger RNA. RefSeq lists its product with no specific name. The transcript has a single exon. Gene Ontology annotation, biological process: rRNA processing. Lineage: Eukaryota; Viridiplantae; Chlorophyta; Mamiellophyceae; Mamiellales; Bathycoccaceae. Gene Ontology annotation, cellular component: Mpp10 complex; nucleus; sno(s)RNA-containing ribonucleoprotein complex. Bases 160 to 1875 code for a protein of 571 amino acids. The record is from RefSeq and is a predicted model, not a curated record.